Penicillium brevicompactum is the source of this 1125-nucleotide messenger RNA. Its product is annotated as branched-chain amino acid aminotransferase. Bases 1 to 1125 code for a protein of 374 amino acids. The transcript has 2 exons. Gene Ontology annotation, biological process: branched-chain amino acid metabolic process. The record is from RefSeq and is a predicted model, not a curated record. Gene Ontology annotation, molecular function: branched-chain-amino-acid:2-oxoglutarate transaminase activity. NCBI's taxonomy places the organism in Eukaryota, Fungi, Ascomycota, Eurotiomycetes, Eurotiales, Aspergillaceae.
AUGUUCCCACCACCCCCCAUUGACAUCGAUUGGGCCAAUCUAGGCUUCAAGGUCCGUGACGGCAAUGGCCAUGUCGAAGCGCACUUCUCCCACAGCGAGGGCGCCAAAUGGUCCACCCCCGAAUUCGUCCGCUCUCCCUUCCUCCCCAUUCACGGAAUGGCCCCGGGGCUCAACUACGGCCAACAAGUCUACGAAGGGUUGAAGGCCUUCCGAAACCGCGACAACACCAAGAUCACUAUCUUCCGACCCGACCGCAAUGCACUGCGUAUGCAGCAUUCCGCGGAGGUGGUCUCCAUGCCGCUCGUUCCGGAGGACGUCUUCAUCGAGUGCGUACGACUGGCGGUCGGUCUCAAUGCCGAGUACGUGCCACCGCAUAGCUCUGGAGCGGCCAUGUAUAUUCGGCCUGUGCUGUUUGGCUCGUCCGCGCAGCUGGGACUGAGUCCUCCAGAUGGGUAUACGCUCGCGGUCUUUGCGAUGCCAACAGGAGUGUAUCACGGAGCGAGUGCAGUCGAUGCCUUGAUCCUAGAAGACUUUGAUCGCUGUGCGCCAUUCGGUACGGGUAAUGCCAAGGUUGGAGGCAACUAUGCUCCUGUCUUGAGACACAGUGAUCGGGCGCGUCGUGAAGGAUUCGGCAUCACGCUUCACCUGGACAGUGCCACCCGCAGUGAGGUGGAUGAGUUUUCGACUUCGGCCUUUAUUGGGGUUAAGCGCGAGGACGGACUCGUGACGGUUAUUCAGCCGGACAGUCGCAAUGCGAUUGAUUCGGUGACUGCGGCGUCGGUCUUGGAAAUUGCUCGCUUCCUUGGAUAUCGAGUGGAGAAGAGACGAGUUGCUUAUGAGGAACUACCGGAGUUCGAAGAGGUUAUUGCUGCAGGUACGGCGGCGGCACUGGUCCCUGUGGGUAGUAUCACGAUGCGGUCGACAGGCGACAAGUUCGAAUACAGUCGUGGAUCGCAGAACCAAGGCGGAGAAGUCUGUGUGAAGCUGUUACAGACUCUCCGUGGUAUUCAGUCAGGCGACGUUGAGGAUUCCUUUGGGUGGAACUAUGAGGUUCAAGCGCCACCUAAAGGAUUUGCAUUUGCAGAGGUACACGAAGUCGAGCAGCAGGGUGCUAAUCUCCCCUGA